This is a messenger RNA of Mytilinidion resinicola, 2211 nucleotides long. RefSeq lists its product as uncharacterized. The record is from RefSeq and is a predicted model, not a curated record. NCBI's taxonomy places the organism in Eukaryota, Fungi, Ascomycota, Dothideomycetes, Mytilinidiales, Mytilinidiaceae. The transcript is spliced from 3 exons. Bases 1 to 1758 code for a protein of 585 amino acids.
AUGGAGGACCGGAAGGGCAUCCCAUCCAAGGGCAAGGAGAAGUCGAACCAGCAGCAAGCGCAACCUCCGCAGGCCUUCCUCUUCAUCGACUCCUCCAAGCCCGCGCAAGGUUCCCGCCAAGGGCGUCGCAAUGCUCGAUCAUUUGUCAUGCAACGGGCCCGAAGGGAGCGGCCAUGGUCAACAAGUAAAAAUGCCGGCAAACAAGCCUCAGCGAGGAGGAGCUCUGAUUCAGCGAGUGUCGGCACACCUGAUGCGCCCUUGACCCAGCCGACAACGCCGCAAACGCCUGCCGAUCUUCCCAGCGUUGGUGAUAUUGAGUAUGCACAGUAUGGCUCCUAUACCGACAACAGCGUCUUCUUGUCCAAGCAGACUGUGUGCAUCGAGUGCCAGAUUUUUACUUGUCAGCCAGGCCAGUCCCUAUGUCCCCGGUGCAUCCUGCUCCCACCUAGUACCUCGUUUCGAACUGCCGGCAUCGUCUCGGAAGGGCUCCUGGAUCCUUUUGGGAGUUUCCCUGUCGAGGUAGACUCAAGGGUGUCCGAGCUCCUGACUCACUUUCUUUCUGUCAUGUCACCUGGCACAAUAGCCGUCGACAUACGUCAUCAAUCAGACCUGAUAAGGACGGACUGGUUUGGCAGAGCUUUGGGAAAUAGCGCCUUCAUGCACAGCUUGUUAUGUGCUGCCGCCGUGCAUUUAUAUAUUGUAGGCAAGGGUUCUUACUUCAGCAUCGUAUACCACAAGGCGCAGGCUGUAGCCGCCAUAAACGCAGCUCUCUCAGAUCCCGAGCUGGGUAUCUCAGAUGCUAAUAUUGCCGCGGUGUUCAACCUGCUGUGUGUUGAAGAAAGCCUAUUGCUGCCAUUCUUCCACGACGAGACAUCGGGCGACGGGGAGGAACCCAAUCAGCGCAUGAUCCAUCUAAAUGGCUUGCGACGCAUGGUGGAACUGCGGGGCGGGCUGAGAGCAAUCAGGACUCACCGGUGUCUACAGGCGUUUAUACUUUGGUCAUACAGGCAUAGCACGGCACAUGCCAUUGCUUCUUUCGAGCCCCCAUACCUCUCACCCCUUGAUCCAACACAUUCAUCGCGAAAUCCAAACUCAUCCGCCUACCGACCCGGCAUUUCGCAGCACUUCAUCAACCUCUGCCGAGCGGCCAACGUAAGAGAUUCGCUCAUCGAACUCGUCGACGAUUUGCUGAACUUCGCGGCGGACCUCAAUGCUUGGUUUGAAGAUCCAGCCUGCCCUCUGGACCCUCUCGAUAUCCAAAACCACUCCAGCGUACUCGAAUGCCUCUUCCUUCGCUGGCUGCGCAAUGACUCAAAUACCGAAUCCGUUCGCAUGCCGAUCGAAGAGGCACUUUGCAUCGCCCUCCUGAUCUUCGUUGUUGGAGUCUCGGAAGCUGUGUCGCCCAACGCUGAACCACACUAUCUACACUUUCCCCUAAGCAAACGACUACAAGACGCUCUCAGAGCUAUAUGCCGUCAAGACUGGAUGUCCUGUCCGGAUCUUCUUCUCUGGAUUCUAUCCAUCGGCGCCAUCGCCACCCUCGGUGCCCAAGACUUCUCAUGGUUCAUACGCCAGCUCACCGUAGCUUGCGGCGAGUUCGGAAUAGCAUCCUCUUGCAGCUUGAUUGAGCGCUUAGAGCAAUGUGUAUGGGUGGGCUUCAAACUCAACCCAGCGGCCAAACGAUUAUGGGACGAGAUCUCCCUGCUCAGGUUAGAGGAUCGCCAACACCUCCCACUCAGAGUCCAUACUCAUACUUAACCGUUACACCCACUAGGCUCGGGCCAUUAGCGAUAUCCAUAGAUAUCUACUCCACCGGACCGCUCCAGUUCCAGGUUCCCGACGUCGACUACCACCGUUGGCAAACAAAGACCUGGUUCGACUUCGAAGGGCAGAUAGUCCCGAAACCGAUCGGAGCGAGGGUGUUUGGAGAUGAAGGACUAUAUGAUGCUGGGUUAUUCUAUGUCCGUAUCACACCUUGAACGACCCCUCCCCCGUGUGUUAGCGUUGUUGAGAGUCGUUACUCUGUCGCACAGAAUCUGACAAUGCUAUCUAGAUGUUGGCUUCAAGAGAUUCAAAUCCCUUGUCCUACCAGUAAGCCCAAAUAGUGCUCAAAUCACAACGAACAAGACGGCCUUAUGUCCGAUACGAUUUACGACUAUAAAAUGCCUAGCCGAUCCCAGCAUUACCAAAAUGUUUUGGGAAGGAAUACUC